AUGGAUCCAGCACCCCGAUACAACUUCAAAGACAUCAAUGCCCAUGACCUCGAAGCAGCCACCCUCUUCGAGGUCAAGGGCUACGUGGCCGUCGUUACAGGAGCAAGCAACGGCAUCGGCCUCAUGGCCGCGCAGACACUAGCAGCAAACGGCGCUCGAGUCUACAUCAUCGGUACCAGGGAGGAAAUCCUGGACACGAUCGGGGAGAAAUAUUCGUUCAACGGGCAGAUCACACCACUCCGGGGAGAUACUUCCACGACAGACGGAAUCCGCGGCAUCGCAGCCGAGCUCACCAAAGCCGAAUCAAAAGGCAUCAACAUCCUCAUCAACAGCGCAGGCGUCACCAGUGAGCCCCGCGCGAAAGCCACAUCCUCCGACAUCGACUUCACAGACCCGGACGCCGUCUCCAGAUGGAUGACCCGCGACGGAGCGGACGCAUGGCGCAUCGCGUACGCCGGCAACGUCUGGUCGCACCAUUUCCUCACUGCCGCGCUGCUGCCACUCCUUGUGAAGGGAGCGAAAGCGGCACCGGGCCAUUCGAGCGUUGUGCUCAAUGUGGCGAGUGUGGCGGGUUUGACGAAGACCCAUUCGCAGGGCCAGUUUGCCUACUCGUCGAGCAAGGCGGCGCUGAUACAUCUGACGAGGGAGUGGGCGCAUACCUUUAUGCCAUUAGGAGUCCGUGUGAAUUGUAUUGCGCCGGGAGUUUUCCCGAAUGAGAUCAGUUUGGGCAGGUUUGAUGAGGAUCGGAGGUCUAGGCAGGAGGAAGAGGUGGGGAAGAAGUUUCCGGCUGGCCGCGUUGGACGGGAAUACGAUAUUGGCAGUGUCGUUCUUUAUCUCUGCAGCAAGGCUGGGACGUAUAUUAACGGACAAAUCGUCAACUUGGAUGGGGGUGAGUAUCAUUUGGUUGUUUCCAUUCGGAUCAGCUAA
Aspergillus udagawae is the source of this 927-nucleotide messenger RNA. RefSeq names its product SDR family NAD(P)-dependent oxidoreductase. The transcript is spliced from 3 exons. The coding region runs from base 1 to 927 and encodes 308 amino acids. NCBI's taxonomy places the organism in Eukaryota, Fungi, Ascomycota, Eurotiomycetes, Eurotiales, Aspergillaceae. Gene Ontology annotation, molecular function: oxidoreductase activity. The record is from RefSeq and is a predicted model, not a curated record.